ACACUGGAUUCGGUCUGGGAAGCUUGCUAUCUCAAGCAAACGGACGCCAGAAGGUUCUCCAAGACCCCGGUUUCUUAGGGCGCUAAAGGCGGGAAGAGAUAGGGAAGGGGCGAUGGGCUGGGGGAUAAGCUCUGAGUUGUGUGAAGUGUGAUUCUAUGAAGAGGCCUAGCUUUGUAGAAGAAAAAACCCGCAAGUAGGUGCUUUAUUGACGGACCGGAAACUACAUUUCCCAGCAUCCUUAUGGUGAGAGAACGUCAUUGUCCGAAAGCCUGUGCGAGAAUCAACACGCAUUCCGCUUCCCCUUGCUGACCCGGAGCUCCGAGAAUAUGAGCCGCCGCUGGAUUUGGCGGUUCCUGCGCUCUGACGGCAGCGGAAUCCUCUGGACUUCAACUCCCCAUAGGCGACUGUCACCCGCCCUGCGGAGAGGCUUCUUGACCACCACAACUAGGUCGGGUUAUGAUAGAAGACCAGUGGACAUAACUCCUUUAGAACAAAGAAAAUUAACUUUUGAUACCCAUGCAUUGGUGCAGGACUUGGAAACUCACGGAUUUGACAAAACACAAGCACAGACAAUUGUAUCAGUACUAUGUACGUUAUCAAAUGUCAGCCUGGAUACUAUCUACAAGGAGAUGGUGACUAAAGCUCAACAGGAAAUAACAGUCCAGCAGCUAAUGGCUCAUUUGGAUUCCAUCAGAAAAGACAUGGUCAUCCUAGAGAAAAGUGAAUUUGCAAAUCUGAGAGCAGAGAAUGAGAAAAUGAAAAUUGAACUAGAUCAAGUUAAGCAGCAGCUGACUAAUGAAACCAGUCGAAUCAGAGCGGACAAUAAGCUGGACAUCAACCUGGAAAGGAGCAGAGUGACAGACAUGUUCACAGAUCAAGAAAAGCAACUUAUGGAAGCAACCAAUGAAUUUGCCAAAAAGGAUACACAAACCAAAAGUAUUAUUUCAGAGACCAGUAAUAAAAUUGACACUGAAAUCGCUUCUUUAAAAACACUGAUGGAGUCGAGCAAGCUUGAGACAAUUCGUUAUCUUGCAGCCUCGGUGUUCACUUGCUUGGCGAUAGCAUUGGGGUUUUAUAGGUUCUGGAAGGAGAACUGACACUCCUGUUGCUGCUGCUGAUUACUCCAUAGAAUGUACUUACUACAGACUCUUCAAAGAACUUGUGAACUAAAUGAAGUGUUUUGGUAUUUUAUUUUUAUGUUGUACGUUUUUAUGUUAAAAAGCUGUCACUCAGAGCCUGGCUUGAGAUAGAGGUGCACUUACCGUCUGAUAAAGAUAGCAAAAAAAAAAAAAAAAAAAAA
Arvicanthis niloticus (Nile rat) is the source of this 1300-nucleotide messenger RNA. The record is from RefSeq and is a predicted model, not a curated record. Lineage: Eukaryota; Metazoa; Chordata; Mammalia; Rodentia; Muridae.